This is a messenger RNA of Cyclopterus lumpus (lumpfish), 3070 nucleotides long. RefSeq names its product Kell metallo-endopeptidase (Kell blood group) (gene kel). The transcript has 17 exons. Gene Ontology annotation, cellular component: plasma membrane. Gene Ontology annotation, molecular function: metalloendopeptidase activity. Bases 336 to 2795 code for a protein of 819 amino acids. NCBI's taxonomy places the organism in Eukaryota, Metazoa, Chordata, Actinopteri, Perciformes, Cyclopteridae. Gene Ontology annotation, biological process: protein processing. The record is from RefSeq and is a predicted model, not a curated record.
CCUUCUGUUCUCAAGCUUCGAACAAUGCAGGCAGGUGGAGUAGUGAAAAUAAAAUGUUGAGGCUUCAUGCUUAGUUUCUCCCGUGUUCACGAACCACUAAACCUCCACAUGCAUGUCCCAGAGCAGAGCCACAGUCUUUGCUUGAUUAUCUGUUCUGGAGAGGAGCGCAAGACGCAGCCUGCAGAGUGUUUUUUAUCAGUGUCUGAUGAGGAGAGAAGUGAGUGAUGAGGAGAGAUAGAGAGCUGAGAUGACAGCUGUUUAAAGGUUAAAAACAGCAGGAAGAGGGAGCACAUGUGAAGCAGCAAAAGUCAAAGAAAACCAUCCAUCUGCUAAGAAUGAGUGAAACUCCAGUAGAGCAUGAGCUAUCAGUCCAGCCCUCGUCACAGCCAGAAUCUGGGAGGGGGCUCCAGCCUCCACCUCUGUUUCAGCUGCCACUCACCACCCAAGAACCCUCCGUCCCCCGUCAGCCUGCGCAGUUCCAGCUUGAUGUGCAGCUGUCAAACCUAGAGCACCAGCACCAAGCAAAGCCAGUGUGGAUAAAUCAUCGAAGGCUGCUUUUCCUCCUUUUUGGGUUCUCCUUAUGUUGUGCCAUUCUGGGACUUGUUUACUAUAUGCAUUAUAAUCGUCAACAUAGCAACAUCCAGACAGGCAAAGCGACUCCAUGUCUCUCCUCAGCCUGUCAGUGGGCCUCAGCCCAUCUGUCCAUAUCUCCUGAUCCUUUCACGCAGCCCUGCGAUUACUUCUUGUCCACGUGUGGAUCGGAUAUACUUUCACCAGACAAUGUGGGGAGGCAAAUGGGGCCGGGCAUCCCUGGACAUCCACAGAACCAUAAGGAAAAGGCUGUGUGGACAGAGAGGAGAGGUCAGAGUAAAGAGAGAGAAGAUAGAGGACUGAGAAAGGAGAAAAUACCGGACAGAAAAACUGCGCUGCUCCAGUAUCUCAGGGAGAUUUUGGAAUCAAACGACAGACCGGGCAGCACAGCAGUGCAAAAGGCCAAAAGAUUCUACCAUUCCUGUUUGGACACCAAAUCCAUGGACACAGCUGGAGCAGAGCCCUUCCUCGCACUCAUCCACAAACUCGGGGGCUGGGCAGUAUCGGGCCAGUGGAAUCGGACCGACUUUAACUCCACCCUGAGCCUGCUCAUGAGAGACUACGCCACCUUUCCAUUCUUCAACCUCUAUGUGGGCAAAGAUCCAAAUGAAAUUGCCCGCGGGACAACGAAAAGAUAUAUACAGAUUGAUCAGCCAGACCUGUUGAUCCCCAUCGAAUGGAACAGCAAGACACUGAAGUCUGAAGCUAAAACUCAGACACUACGUCCCUUCUUGGCAUCCUGUGAGAGCUACCUGGCAUUGUUGGGAGCCCCGCCCGGCAGCAGCAUGAUCCACGUGGGCACGUUCACCUCUCUGUCCUCUGAGCUCGCUGCGGCUGCUGCACCGCUGCACUAUCGCCAGUCAAAAGGACAGCUUUAUCAGCGCAUGACCAUCAGAGAGCUGCAGAACCGGGCCCCUGCCAUUGAUUGGCUGGGCUGCCUCCAGGCGGCUUUCCAUCCACUGCCACUCGUCGAAGACGAUCUUGUGCUUCUGCAUAACUCACCCUACAUCGUGCGAAUGUCCCUCAUCAUCGGCAAAUGGCUGAACAGGCAUGAGCUGAGCAACAGUGGUCCCGUUCAUACGUACAUGGUCCUUUAUCUGCUGCACACCCUGAUGCCUGCUCUAGGCUCCAGGUUUUCUGAAACAGCAAAGAAUUUGUCUGUGGCUCUGGGCAACAAUGAAGGGGUGAGUCGACACAGACAAAGCCUCCUGUACUUUGAGAUGACACCUGUGAGUUGGUGUGUUAAGUCUCGUGGGCCUCUUCACCAGGUAGCUGAUCGCUGGAAACACUGUGUAUUAGAGACCGAGAGAGGAUUUGACUUAGUUCUUAGCCACCUUGUCAGUAAAAGAACAGCGCACAGUGAGGCAGAGGAGAUUAUUCAAAAUAUAUUCUCCUCCUUCAAAUCCAAAUUGCAUGAACUCAAGUGGACAGAUCAGAAGUCUCUCCGGUUUGUCAUGAAGAAGGUUCAGUCUUUAAUUCCAAGACUUUGGACCACAAAGGAGAUCUCUAGUGAGGCUGAGCUCGACCUGCUUUUCUCCAAGGUGACAGUCGGCACAAAUAGCUUCUUCUCCAACUAUGUCCAGUUACUUUCCUUGUGGCAAAAGAGACGCAUUAAACUCUUGACUGAGAAGGCUGAGGCGGCUGAUAUUCUGUCUCUCACACCAUUUCUCCUGGGUGAUGAGCUCCUCUUUCCCAUGGGAAUGUUUAUCCCUCCUCUCUUCCAUCCUACCUAUCCUCGGGCAAUGAAUUAUGGUGUGAUGGGUUUCCUUAUCGCCAAAGAUAUCCUCCACCUGGUUUUACCUGAUAUUUACUCUCAGAGUGAGAUGGUGCAGGCUGUGGGGGAAUGUGUGUGGGCUCACUACCUCACUGUGACAGACAAAGCGGGCCGAGGCGGAGCGCUUUGUCUCUCCGCAGCGCAGCAGCAGGAGGUAUGGGUGCAGUAUUCUGCCCUGCAGAUAGCAUUGCAGGCUUAUCAUCAGAGUCUAAAGAACCAUCCGAGUGACACCUCCAUCUCAGGACUAUCACACACUCGUCUGUUUCUCACAUCUUUUUCACAGGUUCACUGUGUCUCAGACCCAUACAGCGAAGUUAUGCCCUUGGAGCCCUCAUUCCUAAUUACAGCGAUUUGUGCCAAAUCUGACCUCUGUCCCACAAGCCUGCAGUGCCCCAAUACAACCCAGCUGCAUUCAUUACAAACAUGCUGAGUACCACUCCUCGGGAGAACAGCAGGGGUCGUUUUUGUAUUUAUUGAUUAUUAUUAUUAUGGAUUUGUCUGACAAAACACUUAUAAAAAGCACACUGAUGUUUACAAAUGUUGUUACAAAUAUAGUUUAUUAUUACAUGUUGUUGGUGGGAUUUUGUACAGGUAAAUAAUCACCUGACAUUUAUUUUGUAUCAGUAGUUAAGAUAUGCUUGGAUUUCCAUAGAUUGUACACGCUGUUGCAUAUUCAUGUUAAUAAAAUAAACAUUUGAAAAACUA